UGAAGACUGGCGGGUGGACAUUGGGGAGGGAGCACGCGUCUAAUGGGCCUGCGGUGCACAGAGAGGCUGGACAGGUCGCUCUCAGGGCGCCAGAUCGCAGCUCCACCAGUUGGGAGCGGGUUUGGAAAAGAGGAGGUCCGGAGCGAGAGUGGGGUAGUGGCAAAGUGUCCUCGAUGGAGAAGGGCAUGGGCUGCUGGAAGUGCGAUGGGACGGCUGGAGCGAUGGCUGACACCCUGGCUGCCUUGGCUAUAUCCAGAGGUCCAAAGGGUAGGUUGAACUGCUGUGGAGAGCACACCUGACCUGGUCCUGCCUGCCUGCAGCCCGGAGGCAGAGCGUGCAAGGCCCAGGCAGGCCCGUCCCCCACCCCCCCUGGAGGGAGCCAUGCAGCUGUUGAGCCGGGAAGGCCAUAGUGUGGCCCACAACUCCAAGCGGCACUAUCACGACGCCUUCGUAGCCAUGAGCCGCAUGAGGCAGCGCGGACUCCUGUGUGACAUCGUCCUGCAUGUGGCCACCAAGGAGAUCCGUGCACACAAGGUGGUGUUGGCCUCCUGCAGCCCCUAUUUCCACGCCAUGUUCACAAAUGAGAUGAGUGAGAGUCGCCAAACACACGUGACGCUACAUGACAUCGACCCUCAGGCCUUGGAUCAACUGGUGCAGUUUGCAUACACAGCUGAGAUUGUGGUGGGCGAGGGCAAUGUGCAGACACUGCUCCCUGCUGCCAGCCUCCUGCAGCUGAAUGGCGUCAGAGAUGCCUGCUGCAAGUUCCUGCUGAGUCAGCUGGACCCCUCCAACUGCCUGGGAAUCCGGGGCUUUGCCGACACACACUCGUGCAGUGACCUACUCAAGGCAGCACACAGGUACGUGCUGCAGCACUUCGUGGACGUGGCCAAGACCGAGGAAUUCAUGCUCUUGCCACUGAAGCAGGUGCUGGAAUUGGUCUCUAGCGACAGCCUAAAUGUGCCUUCAGAGGAAGACGUCUACCGUGCAGUCCUGAGCUGGGUUAAACACGAUGUGGACACUCGGAGGCAACAUGUCCCCCGGCUGAUGAAGUGUGUGCGGCUGCCCCUUCUGGGCCGUGACUUUCUGCUGGGCCAUGUGGAUGCUGAGAGCCUUGUGCGGCAUCAUCCUGACUGCAAAGACCUGCUUAUUGAGGCCCUCAAGUUCCAUCUGCUGCCCGAGCAGAGGGGCGUCCUAGGCACUAGCCGCACUCGGCCCCGGCGCUGCGAGGGUGCUGGCCCUGUGCUCUUUGCUGUGGGCGGUGGGAGCCUAUUUGCCAUCCACGGGGACUGUGAAGCAUAUGACACCCGGACCGACCGCUGGCAUGUGGUGGCUUCCAUGUCCACACGUCGAGCCAGGGUGGGAGUGGCUGCUGUCGGAAACAGGCUGUAUGCUGUGGGAGGCUACGAUGGGACUUCAGAUCUGGCUACUGUGGAGUCAUAUGACCCUGUGACCAAUACGUGGCAGCCUGAAGUGUCCAUGGGCACUAGGCGAAGCUGUCUGGGUGUAGCUGCCCUGCACGGGCUUUUGUAUGCGGCUGGCGGCUACGACGGGGCUUCCUGCCUCAACAGGGGCUGGCCUCAGGGUGGCAUUUGCCCAGGAUCAUGCAGGCACCCCCGUGACCUGUGCCAACCCGGCAAGCCUUGCUGUCUGCUGUGCGCUGAACGCUACGACCCCCUGACGGGAACAUGGACAUCCAUUGCUGCCAUGAGCACCAGGAGGCGAUAUGUGCGUGUGGCCACACUCGAUGGGAACCUGUAUGCCGUGGGUGGCUAUGACAGCUCCUCACACCUGGCCACUGUGGAGAAGUAUGAGCCCCAGGUGAACUCAUGGACCCCCGUGGCCUCCAUGCUGAGCAGGCGAAGCUCUGCUGGCGUGGCAGUACUAGAAGGCGCCUUGUAUGUGGCAGGGGGAAAUGAUGGAACCAGCUGUCUCAACUCAGUGGAGAGAUACAGUCCCAAGGCUGGCGCCUGGGAGAGUGUGGCACCCAUGAACAUCCGCAGGAGCACACAUGACUUGGUGGCCAUGGACGGAUGGCUGUAUGCUGUGGGGGGGAAUGAUGGCAGCUCCAGCCUCAACUCCAUUGAGAAGUACAACCCAAGGACCAACAAAUGGGUGGCUGCCUCCUGCAUGUUUACACGGCGCAGCAGCGUAGGCGUGGCAGUGCUGGAGCUGCUCAACUUCCCACCACCAUCCUCACCUACACUGUCCGUGUCCUCUACCAGCCUCUGACCUACAGUAUGGACUGCACAGAGUCCCUACAUGCCUUAAGCCCACAGGGUGGCCCCUAAACCUCCUUGUCCCCGGCUGGCUGCAUGUCGGAGUCAGGGUCCACAGCUCCCACCAGGGACAUCUUGCACCGUCUGUCCACGUCUGCGUUCAUUCCUCAGUUGUUGUCUGUAUGUGUGCCAUUUAUUUAUUGAGAUUAUUUAUUGAUGGAGAAGCAGCACUGCAGCUACCAGUUUAAAUGUUUACUCUGCAAGCGUGGCUCUCUGUGUGGGGACCAGGCUGCUCUCCAGAGUUUCUUCCCCACUUCCUGCCAGGGGCAGUAGGAGUGAUGAUGGUGGACACUCCCUGCAGGAGGAUUAGGAGCAGGAAGGGGUGCAGACCCCUAGCCCAUGCUUCUCACAGUGCUCUUAUCUGGCCUAGCCAAGCACUCCCUGGGAAGGGCACUAAGCAGGCUUGUGUCUUGUCUGCAGUUGGUGUCUUCUGGAUCUUGUAUGGGGCUGGGCACACAUAAGCACUCAGACCCUACACAGCAAUAUGAGCCAACUUGAACAAUAAACAUGCUUCUUGGGCUCCACGGGUUGGAGGCUGUAUCCA
Messenger RNA from Fukomys damarensis (Damara mole-rat), 2820 nucleotides. It is a transcript of the gene Klhl17, whose product is annotated as kelch like family member 17. The transcript is spliced from 12 exons. Gene Ontology annotation, molecular function: protein binding. The coding region runs from base 382 to 2229 and encodes 615 amino acids. The record is from RefSeq and is a predicted model, not a curated record. Lineage: Eukaryota; Metazoa; Chordata; Mammalia; Rodentia; Bathyergidae.